Molecule: messenger RNA, 5152 nt
Organism: Drosophila innubila
Lineage: Eukaryota; Metazoa; Arthropoda; Insecta; Diptera; Drosophilidae
Gene: Asap
Product: arfGAP with SH3 domain, ANK repeat and PH domain-containing protein
Exons: 13
Coding region: 828-4343 (1171 amino acids)
Biological process (GO): positive regulation of GTPase activity
Cellular component (GO): cytoplasm
Molecular function (GO): protein binding; GTPase activator activity
Source: RefSeq, a predicted model, not a curated record
UUGGCAACAGUGGCCAGCAAAGCAGCAAAAAAUUGCAAUAUUAAUAAUAAUUAAAUUCAACCGUGGCUCGGGCUCGCACAAAUAUAAUUUAAAAAAAUCAAUUGUAUGUACAGUCAAUUGUCGAGAACCCUCGACGCUUGUGAGCAUUGUGGCAAACUGUUGCGGGGUGUAAAUAUGCGCGGCGCAUUUCUCUACUACUGUAACAUUAAUUGCGCUUCGACUGCGACUGCGACUCGAAUUUUGCUGCAAGAUGAGGCGAUCAGGUGGCGCGCCUAAAAAGUGUACAAAAAUACAAAAUGUGUCUACCCAAAUAACAUGUCCAACGGAAGCGUGUGUAAAAGUUUAGAAAGUAUAUACAAAAAAAUAACGUGAAAAUUGGUGCAAAAGGAAAGAGAGUAGUAAGCACUCCCAUACACAGACGUACGUGCCAACACCAACACCAUCAAAAACGCACACUCUCACGCACACAUACACAUAUACGGGACGCACACUAAAAACACGAAGGCAUCGUAAUCGUUGUCGUUGUUUUAUCCUGCUUAUUCUUGUUGCCUCGUCCGUCGUGCGAUCCUUUGUUGUUGUCUACAGCAGCAGCAGCAGCUGUGCCGUCUGCUGCUUUAAGCUGAAAACGGCACAUAAAACACAUUCGUGUCCGGGUCGUGUUACUGCCUUUGCCUUGCAAUCGUCAUUUGUCGUGUACUCGUUGUUAUUGUUGUUGCCUGGGUGUCCUUGAAGUUCAGCUGCCCGUUUGCUGUUUUGUUUAGUGCGUGCCAAGCAAAAUAAAAUAACAGUGUGUGCACAGAAAAACGUAAAAAAGCAACAAUAUAAAAAUGCCGCCAGCAUUAAUUGGCAUCUCGGAGUUUGUGGAGGAGACGCGGGAUGAUUACAAUUCCCCCACCACCUCCACAUUUGCAUCCCGCAUGCCGGAUUGCCGUCAAACGAUUAGCAUAUUGGAGGAGCGUCUGGAGUUUGAUCGUGAGGGUCUGACAAAGCUAAAGAAGGCCGUCAAAGCCAUACAUAACUCUGGCAAUUCUCAUGUGGACAAUGAAAUGUUUAUGAUGCGCGCAUUGGAGCGUUUGGGCGGCAAGGUCAUUGAUCAAGAUGAGCCCGACAUUGGAGCGGCUUUUCUCAAGUUCUCCGUGGUCACCAAAGAGCUAAGUGCGCUGAUGAAGACGCUGAUGCAAAAUAUCAACAACAUUGUCAUGUUUCCGGUUGACUCGAUGCUGAAGAGCGAGUUGCGUGGCGUUAAGGGCGAUAUGAAGCGUCCAUUUGAUAAGGCAGCCAAAGACUAUGAGGCCAAGUUUAUCAAAAUCGAGAAAGAGAAGAAGGCACAGGCCAAGGAGGCGGGCAUGGUGCGUACUGAGAUUGAUGCCGCCGUUGUGGCCGAUGAAAUGGAAAAGGAGCGUCGUCUAUAUCAACUGCAGACCUGCGAAUAUCUGCUCAAAUAUAAAGAGAUCAAAACAAAAACUGGCAUUGAGCUGCUCCAGCAUUUUAUCGAGUAUUAUCACGCGCUGAAUAAUUACUUUAAAGAUGGUUUGCAGACAAUCGAACACUUUGGCACGUACAUUGGCGAUCUGAGCGACAAGCUGCAUGUGAUCAAGCAGAAACAGGACGAGGACAGACGCAGUCUGUUGGACUUGCGAACAUUGUUGCGCAGCACACCGGACUUUGAGCGUGGAGUGGAUAAUGUGCCGUCGUCGUCGUCGGAGAAUCGCAGCGUUGGAGCGGGUGCCGGUUACUCGCUCCAUCAGCUGCAGGGCGACAAGCAUCAUGGCGUGACACGUCAGGGACAUCUGCUCAAGAAGAGCGAGGGCAAGGUGCGACGUGUGUGGCAGAAGCGUCGUUGUCGCGUCACCAGCGAUGGAUUUCUUGACAUUUUCCAUGCGGAUGAGUCAAAGCCGCCGACACGGGUUAAUCUGCUCACCUGCCAGAUCAAGCCGGUGCCGGAUGACAAGCGUGGCUUCGAUCUGAUCAGCUACAAUCGCCCAUAUCACUUUCAAGCGGAGGAUGAAUCGGAUCAAAAGGCCUGGAUGGCCGUCUUGGUCAACUGCAAGGAGAAGGCGCUGACCAAGGCCUUCCAGCAUGCCAAUCCCCAGAUGAGUCCCAGCCUGGUGGAGCUACAGAAGACCGUGAUUCGUUAUGUGCAAUUGCUGCCGGGCAACGACAGAUGCUGUGAUUGUGGUUCCCGCAACGAUGUCACCUGGAUAAGCUUAAACUUUGGCAUACUCGUCUGCAUACAGUGCUCGGGUGUGCAUCGUGAUCUGGGUGUCCAUCAUUCACGCAUCCAGAGUCUCACGCUGGAUAAUUUGACCACAGCGAAUCUGUUAAUAGCACGUGCCAUGGGCAACAGCACCUUGAAUGACAUUAUGGAGGCCAAACUGGGCAGAGGAAAGCUCAAUCAUGAGAGCAGCAUGGAGGAACGCUACGAUUUCAUCCGCGCCAAAUAUGUGGCCAAGCGUUAUGUAAUGCGCACCUGUGCGGAUGACAAUGAUCUGCGUUGUGAUCUGGAGCAGGCCAUUGUUAAUGCGGACAUGAGUCAACUGCUGCAGGUGUGGGCCGAGGGAGCGGAUCUUACCUGUUCGUUACCUAGUUCUGAUGCGGGUGAAACAGCGCUACAUUUGGCCGUGCUACGCGAGGCAGGAUCCACUCUUCACAUUGUGGAUUUUCUCAUUCAAAAUAUGCCGCCCAAGGGCUUAAAUAAAGCCACCAAUCCGCCCGGUCUGCUGGAUGUCACCGGCAAGAAUACGCCAUUGCAUCUAUGUGCUCUGCACGAUCGAAGAGAGUGCAUGAAGCUAUUGCUGCGCUCUGGCGCGGAUUAUGAGCUUCGAAACUCUCAGAAUAAAACAGCGCUGGACAUUGCCAAAGAGAUGGGUCACAAUAGCUGCAAGGAGCUGAUUGAAUGUGCCAUAAAGCGAGAGAAGAGCGCCUUUGAUCACAUCAACACCGAUUGGAAUCUGCCCAAUGAGGAUGGCUCCACGGAUUUCAGUGACGAUGAAACCGUCAUCGAUGAGCGCAAAUCACGCUCUCGUCCGCCCAGCUUUGCUGGUGGGGACUCGCCAGUAUUGCGCUCACGCUCCUCCACAUGCGACUCCAUCCAGUCCAGUUCUAGUCCAAUCGCCAAUUGUCCAAGUCGACAAUUUACGUUGCCCAGCUACACACAAUCCGCCGGCACGUCUCCAAAGCAGCACACGAAUGUUGGCCAAUAUCUGGGCAGUGGCAACAACUUGGGUGUCAGCAGCAGCAGUGGCAAUGGAGCUGGUGGCUCUAGUCCCAGUUCUGCCUGCAGUCAAAAUGUUCGCGCUGCUCGCAACAGUUUAAACAUGCAGAGUGAGCUGGCACACGUGACUGGAGCUAGGAAAUCCACGUCUACGGCAAACAUGAACUCGCUGAAGAAGCGCACGGCGCCUGCUCCGCCGCCAGGCACUUUAGGUGGUGCCCCGACAAGCAUAUUCUAUGGCACACUGCCACAUCCGCCCAGGCAUUCGCAGAAUAUGGAUGCGAAUGACAUACGCGCCAUUAAUCAUAAGAAUCAAUCAAUGGAUGUUGCUUAUGGCACCUUACCGCAUAUGCGUAGCGUGGAGAGCUCACCGCGGAUUACAGGUGGCUCUGGAGCUGGCGGAGGUUUAGCUGGGAAUGGCAGCAAUAGCAACUUGACGCCAGCCAUGACGUCCUUUGGGCAUAAGCGUUCUCCCAGCGGCGAAUCCUUAAAUCGUAAUAUUCAUCUGGCGGGUGCAAAGCUGGUGUUGCCUCCGACUGGAGAGUUGCCCACACUUAAACAUGUGGACAAAUCGGCACUAAUGAGACCCAAAAUACCACCACCAGGUCCACCGGCAGAACGGGAAAUACCAAAUGGGCAGUCAAAUGAAAGCAUCAGUUCGAUGGACGAGGGACCCAUUGCACCGCCUCGCAAGCGCAAGCAACAAAACAUGUUGAGAUUAGAGCAUUCCAGCGAGGAAACGCUCAUCAAUCAAUCUGGGAAUUUCACCGACUACGAGUCUUGGCACACGGAUAUGGAUUCGUCAGGUGGCGGUUUGGAUCACUCGGCCGAGUCAAAUGUAUCGUCCAGCGACAACGAUCGACUCAAUUCAUCACCCGAUAAUCAAGGCAAAAAUUCAACUGGCGUUGGAUCAGCUGGCAAAUUGCUUUAUAAUGGUCAACGUCGUUGCCGAGCUUUGUAUGAUUGUGUUGCGGAUAAUGAUGACGAACUGGAAUUUAAGGAGGGUGAAAUACUGAUUGUGUUGAAUGAGCGUACAGAUGACGAGAAUUGGAUGGAGGGCAUUAUUGAGGGUCAUCCGGCGAGACGUGGCAUGUUUCCCGUUAGUUUUGUACACAUGCUGCCCGACUAAAUUUGACAUCUUUGAUAUUAUGACUAUAUGUGUGUCUGGGAUUGAUAGUAUGUAUGUGAGCGCGCAUGUGUGACUGUGUGUGUAUGUGGAUUAUUAUUUAUUACAAGUUUUUAUCAUAAUCCUACUAUAUAUAUAUAUAUGUAUUUAUUUGGUUUACAUCGUUGUAAACAAACAUACAAAGCUUAUACAAAAAUGUCUCAAGCGAGAAUUGUAAAUCAAAUCGUUUACAUUUUUUUUUAAAACUUAUUAAAAGUACACAAUAUGUAAACCCAAACGUAUUUACUAUGUAUUUUAAAUUUAAUACUUUAACCAUUUUAAAGCAUAUACUAUAAGUAGGCUCCGCUUUUAAUUGCUUUUACUACUGAAUAUGUCCUGCAAAUGUGUUAUAGGCUAUAUAUAACUAUCAUCAUAUUAUUAACUAUAUAUCUAUCUUUACUUGCUAGCCAAAACAAAACACAUCACGCUGUCCUCAAAAAGUUACUCUCCAAUGCUGUAAAAAUGAAAUAUAUGUACGUCUUUAGUUUGAGCGCAAAUCGAAAUUGAGAUCGAUGAAAUGAUGUAUUGAUAUAUGCUUAACAAUACGCUGCCAUAUACAUACAAUUAUAUCUAUCUGUAUGUACUAACAAUAAAAAGCCGACCUGGUCUGACUUUUUACUUUACAUGAACUCGUACACAAAAUAUGUAAUACUGUUGAUGGAUUUAAAUGAAAGUUUAUAAAACAACGUUAAUAAAAAAAGUUUACUCUGAUUAAAGCUUAACUCAAUUGCAAACGUAAAUUUAAAACACAAAUUCUAUUACAGUAUAACAAA